AUGGAAUGGAUCUACCACAAAAAGGUUUCUAGCGGAACCUUACAAUUAGGUUGUUUUUUUUUACCAAAUAAAUAAUAAUAAUAUUUUUUUAGAUAAUUGUUUUGAAGUUUGGUUAAAAGAAAACGCUGAGAAGUCAAAUGAACGAAUAUCAAAAAAAUUAAACGACUCGUCUCUCUUUUUCGCCGAUAAACGCUCAAAUGUUGACGGUAAUUUAUUUGCGAAAUGUAUGAACCUGUGAGAAUUUUUUACAGCAGCUCAGCUCAUCAAAAGUCUGCGAGCACUUGAAAAUUCAUCGAGCAAAAGCCCAGUUCAACACGAAGGUGUAGAAGAUUUCACAAGGGCUGACUUUUUCUGUUGGUUCGUUUUUUCGUUUUUUAUUUUUUGAAGCAGUUCUCCGUUUUUUUUUUUCAGGAAAAGAAAUGCAAGUAUCGAGCCGAUCAAGAAGAUUUCUCCAGGUAAGUUACUCCAAAGUUUGCUUGACUUUCAUUUUAUUUUAUUUUUUCAUUCUUUUUAUCAGAAAAUCAUUAAGAUUGCUUCACACCAAGUGAGAUCAGUGGAAUGCACAGCAGCUUCGAACAGUUGGACGAUUUCAUGGAGAGAAAGUUUCUGACAAAACCUUUUCCUACUUCUGUCGCUAUAAAGAAGAUCCGCGAGAACAUGAGCAAAACGUCGACUCACGUGCUAUCAGACGUCUCAACGACAGGUGCGGUUCCCUCGAAAUUAAUUAUAUGUUUUGUUCGAAAAAAAAAAGACUUUUCGCGCAUAUCCUUUUCUCAGCAAGUUCAUUUAAUAUAGCCAGUUACGUUCCAGAGGUGGAAGAUUUGAGAAACCACUACGAUCUGUUUGGAUUCCACAAGAUGUUGGAGGACCUCGCCAUCUCAGGCAGUACAACUGUAGGCUGUCAGGCAGUUUCAAAAGAAACCUGCAAGUGAGCUCUUCCUCCUCCCAGACAUUUCCAAGGCUUUCUUCUCUACAGAUCUCUCUAUUCCUUCGCCGAUGACAUGCAAGGGCGGCUGACUCAAUGCGAUAGAUUCGUUGUGAAGUUGCCGUUUGUGAGAGGUUUUCAAACGUCGUUUUAGUUGUUUAUACCUUUUUUCAAUUGAGAUAAUACUUCGACUGGACCGUUCUCGAAUGUUUCAAGCACGGAGCAGGUGAAGAUUGUGAAGAUAAAAUCAAAAUUCAUCUCUCCCGAUGUGGCCAAAGAAGUUGCACAAAAGGUUUUUGUUUUUUUUUUUCUCUCAGACUCGAUUUGUAUUUCUCAGGUUGCCACAACGACUUCCGCAGCCGUUCGCAAAACCUUCUCUCUUGAUAAGGAGGUUUUUGCUUUCACAGAGCUUUUUAAACCUUUUUUCUUUCAAGUUAUGCAGAAAUUUACCAUAAUUUGAGGCUUUUCUUUGCUGGUCAAAUUUUUUUUUUUGAAAAGCCCUUUUCAGAACGGUAAAUUCCGAGACCUUGAGAUUUGUUUUGACAGUCCGUAAAGAAUAUAAAGAACGUAAUUCUCUUUUUGAUUUCCGCUUUUCAGAGUUUCGGAACGACGCAAACCGCCGCAGUCAUUCAGAAAACCUCUUCACUUGAUCAUAAGGUUUCCUUUCUGCUUUCUUUUCUGCUUAGAAAUCAGAAUUUCUUUUUAUGUGGUUAUUCGGUAAUUGAGAAAAGGAAAAAUGUUCAAAUAAGUUCCUUGAAAGGUAAGAAGUAAUAGGGUCAUUUUUAAAGUUUAUUUCAGGGUUGCUUUUGAUUUUGAAGAAUGUUUCCAUGUCUAUAUUCUUUUUGAACAAGAAUUCUUUUUUUUUUAACAAAGGGAUCUCAGAUUCGCGCUUCUAAUUAAAACUUUGACAAAUUCUAUUGCAAGGAUGAUGUCGAUAUUGUGUGGCGAACAAUGAAAAAUACGUACGAAAGCUUUUCCACCCUGUUUGUUUCCUCAAAGUCCAUAUUUUUGAAAGAAUCGAUUGAAAACCAGUAGCUUAGCUUUUUCAAAGUUGUUAUUAGGUCUAAGCAGUAUUUUUCAGCUUCCUUUUUUUUUCGUCAAUUCAUUUUUCAGAGCUCUCUGAACACGAAUGUCGAACGAGAAGGAUCUCAGUUGAAAAGGGCUCAAACCCACCAACAAUCUUUGAGGUUCCCCUCUCGAUUGUAUUUAUCCGAAAUUCCAUCUUUCGCAGUCCUUGCGCAAAAAAGAGGAAACUCGAGAACGGCUCGACGCUCGUGGCUCCGACUGCGGACGGGAACAAAAAGAAGAAAGUCGAGUGUCCAAGAGUAGCAGGUUAAUUCAAAACUUGGUUUUUGUUCGAGCUUCGAAUUGACUAUAAAUAUGACGAGAAAAUUUUCUUCUCCUCAGACAUCACGGGAUGAAGGAACUCGGAAAUAUUUUCAGGUGUGUCUUCCGUUGCGAAGAAAGCUCUGAUCGUCGAAUCUAGCGCGAUUAACGACGUGAUGUCUGUGAGUAUCGCAGAGUGAUAUUUGAUUUGCGUGGAUCAGAAUUUGGAGGCUCGAAGAAAGGAAAUGCUGGCGAAAAAGAAGAGAAAUGUACAAAACGCAGAUAAGAAGGUCUCUGAUGCGUCAUCAACUGUACGUUUUGCUUUUCUUUGUUGAUGGAAGCUUGCUGAUUUGAUUUCUUUCGAUUUUCUUUCAAUUUGAAGAUCCAAAUUCCAACCGAGGCUACAACACGCGGAACGAAAGAUUCUGUUCUCGUUUCAAAGAAAAAUGUCAGUGUGGAUAGAAGAAGCACCGAAGCGCCUCGAAAUGAUGGAAAAGUUCUUUCUUCCGGCCAACUUCCCGAAGUGGGCUUUUUUGUUGUUUUUUGUUUUUGUUUUUCACACACCUUCGAUUUUCUCUUUCUUGUGACAUUCAUGGAGAAAUUCAUUAAGAAAAUGUUCUGUGAAGUAUCAAAUUCCUGUCACUUUUCAAACUUUUCUCUUGAAGAAAGUUUUCCAUCUAGAUGUAAAAGGCCGAAGAUGUGUUUCUUUAAUGAAAAAACGAAUUGCUAAUAUAAAUUGGUUACGGUAUCAAAUUCACACUCAAAAAUGUUUGGUUCAAGAAUUUAAACGCCUAAUAUUUAAUCUGAGAUGGUUUGUUUAAGAUUUUUUUAAGGCCCCAUAGUUGCUCCUAUCUCUUCUUGACAUUAGAAAUUAUUUUUGCAAAGAUAUUUAAGAAUUUUUUAAGCAAUAUUGUUUCUUGCGCAAGUCUCAAUGGUCUCAAAAUUCUAUCAAGAAGAAAAUUUAGGCGCGAGAAGGUUCGCUUGAUUUGUCUGAAGAGGCGCUCAAAUCGAAAAACCCAGGAAUUCCGUUGCAACUCGACAGAAACCUCCCUUUCUCUAAACGUUACCAGUCACCUCAACGAGGUAAUUUUUCAUUUCUAAAUCAAUAAAAUUGACAUUUUUCUUCGAGUCAAGAUGAUCAUUUCAGAGGUCGCUCACAAGAAAGUUCAGCAACGAUCCGUCCGAUUUCUCUCGGAUCAAUCGGCCUCUUCCUCAAAAACUACUGCAACGAGUUCAACUGUAUUUGUAGAUAAGAAGAAGACGAUUAUUCGCAGGCAAGUCCUUCUCGACCGUCAAUUUCAAGAGAAAGUUCUAAAAUUUGAUUGAAGUCGUUUAUUUGGACAAUUAAAUCACAAUGGUUUACAAAAACAAAAAAACGAAUUAAACUGUAAUAUUAUUUUUAAAUAGAAUAUGCUGGGUCUAUAAUGAUCGUUUCGGUAAAAUAAAGCUUUCGAUAAAAACGAAAAUUUUAUUCUACUGAAGUUUAUGUCAAUUCAUGGAAGUUUUUUAGGAGAAGAGGAAAUUUACUGUUCUAGCUUUUUACAAGCUAGAAAACUUCCUAAGGUUCAUCUUGAACAAGAAAUUAUUCGAAAAAUUCAAGAAAUCCAAAAAAUAUAUCUUUCAAUAAUUGAUGUGUGAUCCGAAAUAUUUGAAAAACGGCGAAUCGAUUCAAUAGUUACAGGAAACUUCCGCAUCCGGGGACUAUCUUGACAGAGAAAUCAGCUGUCGCUCAAAAUUGCGGGGAAAAUGGUUUAAGCUCGGGACCAGUGUCCCGAGUGUCUUUCGUCGUGCCGCCUUCCAUUGACGCUUCCAAAUCCUCACUGAGUUUGUCUCACAAUUUUUUAUUUUUCAUAUCCACGUCUCACUUUUUUCUUCCUAAAAUUUCGACUUCGAUUCAGGUGAAAAAACAUGCUAGCCGUUUCUCGGUUUCAAAGAUUAUGACUUAGGUAAAACACGUGUCGAAUUUUUCUUAAUUUUUUUUCUUGUUUUUUGUUGAAACUUCAUAUAGACCAUUUGAAGAACGUAGUUUUAUUCGGUCUAUCUCUAUUUGUCCGUAUAUGAAAUUCUAGUUAUCUAAACGCGGCCAAUUUUUUCAAAUUAUUGAAUUGAAGUGUCUGAUAUCUUAACCGUAUGACCAGAGGCCGUAUGCAAUGAAGUAGAAAAGAUUUUUCUUCGCCAUCUUCUUGAAAAUCGAAAAUGACUUCGAGUAGUCUUCUUUUAAUAAAAUUGAUUUUCUCUAUAUGAAAGCUCUUAUAAAAUGUAAUCUCAUCAGAAAAAGUUGGAAUCAAUGAAUUACUAGCGGGUUCCGACCCUUUUCCAUUUUCAGAAAAACAGCGGAAAAUAAUUUUUCAUUUCAUUGCGUACGGUUUCACAGUAAAGUAGCUGAUAUGUGGAGAGCUUUUCAUUUGUUUCAGAUGUUCGGUCGGAUUUGACUCUGGAUCAGCUUCUCGACCUCUCGGUUGCCGGCAAAUCACAUGAGAAGAAGUCAGUCCCAACAGAUGGUGAGAGGUUUUUCCUUUGCCUGUGAAGAAAGAGUCGUAGAUCCCGAGAACCGGAUGAAGAAAGCAAAGAAAAUUAUCGCCAACGAUCUACAGCUGGCUCUUCGCGAGCCUAAGCAGUACACCUUCCAAGGCAUCACGGUUAGUUGGAGAUCUCGAACAUUUUGAUUUCCCAUCUUGGACAGGCCCGUCAGCAGAUUCAAGCGAACAUCGAAAAGUCGGCUUCAUUCGCCGGGGAAAUAGACCUGACUGCCCUGGAGCUCCAACUCGAAGGUUUUGCUUUUCACAAAAGAUCUGGGAACUGGAGAAUGUUUGCAGAGCAGAAAAAGAUUACCUACUGGACGAAGGAAAAGUACAACGAUCUCGUGAGAGAACUCCGAUUGCCCUACUUCCGUGCUCUCGGCUGCUUUUGGCCGGCUCUCACUCCGAAUGACGGCAUUUUAAGAGGCAACAGUCUCAAGUACCUUGUUUUCUUCUUCUUAUUGCCGUGUUAAAAACAAUGUACGCAAAAUGCAAAUACAUAUAUCUCUGACUAUCCAAAGUUUAGUUAUCUUUUUCUUUCUCUGACGGCUAUUUCACAUUUCGCGAAAUCACUUUGGACACAGCAUAAAGCACUGAGCUUUUUUUGGAAAGUAUAUUGUAACUGUUGAAUGAUAUCAAGACAUUAGUAACUGUUCCACUUUUCUGUUUUUUUUAAUGGUAAUGAUAUCAAAAAAUGAAUGGUUUUUAGGCAAAAAAUAAGAGCUUUGCAACCGAAAAAAUGACUCUUUUUUUUUAAAGAUAUAGUAGUAACUUUUAUUUUCUUUAUUUAUCAUAAAUAGUUACUGAAUAAAGGGAGAGCGGAUCGUCUCAUGUUUUUAUUCCAGGAUUGUUGCUGAACGGCUACUCGCAUGCAAGUCGCACAGCAGCUGGCGCGAAUCGAAACUAGUUCGUUUUAUUUUUCAUUUCUGAAAGUUUCUCAAUAGUUCUCAUCAAAUUUCCUCGUUCAGUUAUUGACGAGGCGGCGAGACAAACGAAAAGAAGAGUUCGUCGAGGCGCUCACCUAUUUCAAAACGGCAAAAAGCGACAAUACGAAUAAACUCGGAAGAUUCAAGAAUCGCGUGGGUUACUGUCGCGUAGCUUCUUCCCAGUCCAGGUAGAGCUUUCAUUAGUAUUAUUUCAAAAAUAAAAGCUCAUUAAAAAUUCUGGAUGGAUUUUUUUGAGUAACUUGAGGUCGCAUAUCAGAAAAAAACGUACAGUGACUUAAAAAAAUAUAUAUUAGCCAAGACUCUGAGAAACAAUGUUGAAAUGUUUUCUCAUUAUAUUAUGAAACUAGCACUCAGAAGGUUUUUUUAUGCCAGAAAAAAAGAAGUAUUCGAUUUUAAAAAAAUUUUUGAUUUUUUUGAUACUGAUUAAAUGAAUUUCUGUUGAUUAGUAAGUCCGGAAAAAAACCUGGAAAGGUAUAAACCACUUAAAUCGGAAUUUAGCUUCUGUAGCCAUUCCAUUCUUAUUAUGAACGUGGUGAAUGGGGAUUCGAGGUUAUUUAAUUCAAGUUUUUUUUUUACUUCUCUCUGCAAGGAUUCAGAAAACUAUAGUUUAUGUUAAUGAAACUCUAAUGCGACAUGAAACGUUCAAAAAAAAAACCUCGAAGCUUGCAAAAGCUUUGCAAAGCUUGUAAAUAUACUUGCGCUGCAAACAAAAAAACGGUUCAAAAUUAAUUUAUAUAUGCACUAGGCAAAUUUGGCUCCAAAAGCUCUCUUUUUCAUUACAUCACGAUUCUCAGAGAGGACGGAAAAGAGAAGAACGACAUGCGCCAAGAAGAGGAGCGAAAGCGAAUCCAGGGCUACGAAAAAGGUCUAGAAAAUGCGCGCCGCACCGAAGAUCCCGACUUGAUCCGUAUGGGCUAGAAGUUCUUCGAGUUCCUCUUUUCUUUUUUCAGGAGAAUGCAAGUCCAAAAUUAUGCAUCAUCAUGUUUCCUACAGUAACAUCGAUCACUACAGCGCGAAACGGAGAGAAGCCCGGGGCGCUGAAAAUCCAGGAAACCGCGAAGAUGUUGAGGUUUCCCGCUUUGGAAUCAAGUUCAUUUCUAGUGGUAGCGACUUCGUAUUCAAGUCAAACUAUAAUCACUCAUCCAUUUCCCGCCAACUGUUCACAAUGAUUGGUCGCCAGAAAAAUUUUUUUUUUGAACAAUAUUUUGAUGAAUGCACAGAGCAACUCAACAUUUUGAGGGCACUCGUGAAUGGUUCCACAUGAAAGACAGGUUCUAUUUUCGGGAGAGAAACUACGCAGUUGUCGAAGUCCUCAACGAGUGCAACGAACAAUACCUCGAUCGCAUGCCAGACGUAAGUCUUUUCUUGAUUCUCCUGUGUAGCUCGUGAUUGGGCAGAACCUUUUUGCCUUCGUAUGAAAACUAUCGAAAUUCGAUUUAACACUAAUGAAUUUGUGAAGGUUGUUACUAUGGCUGGGAGACGUUUUAGAUUGAUUUAUUACGAAAAAAAAGUUCAGGUGCGACUUGAGUUGUUCAAAGAAUGGGCUCUCACGCCGAUACUUGCUGCACUCAAACACCAGGUUCAAAAGUUUUUCUGUCCAUUUCUAUUUGGGUCAACUAAUAGUCGAAACGAAGCGAUAACGCGGAAAGACGUGCACCUUCUGCCAUCAGAAUGUCGGAUCGCUUCAAAAUUUACUCGACCAUGGUAUAUUUGUUGACAUUGACUUUCAAAGUAUGUAAAUUUGCAGAUUGGAGGGAAGACCCCUGGAAACCUCAACGACAUUAUCAAAACUUGCUCCAUCGAGCCCUAUGAAUAUCAUUUGCUGCCGAUAAUUUGGGACCAGCUUAGCUCUCACUUCAAAGCCGUCGGUUAGUCGAAAAUAGUCGGAAUUAUAUUGAAUGUUGUUCUACACUUUCAAUUUUUGUUGCACUAGGAAUGUUCAGUCAAAAGCCUGAGAUGUGAGAAAUAAGCUCAAGAUUUGAAUGAAGACAAUUUUGAAAAAAAUAAACAAGUAUUGAAAUAACUUUGCGAGUUCACAAACCCGAAGAAACCUGAAACCGUUUUGCAAUGGCACGCGUCGCAAAGUUUGUGUAUCAGUCCAUUUACGCAGUAAUUUCUUAUUUGCAUUUUGCUGUAUGUGCUGGUAUGGAUUUUCUCUACUGUAUAGAUUUUUUUAAAUCGUUUUAACCUUUGAAAUUGAAUUUUUCAGAGCCAAUGUCGGUCUGGCUUUCUCAUGACACAGACGGGCUCGAAGCUGUCAAGCAGUCUUACAGGCGAACAGUUCCUUCGCGUCGCUGA
Messenger RNA from Caenorhabditis auriculariae, 8015 nucleotides. Lineage: Eukaryota; Metazoa; Nematoda; Chromadorea; Rhabditida; Rhabditidae. The record is from the annotation of a GenBank genome assembly.